UCGAUCGAAACAUAUCAUAACACGGAAGCCGAAAUUAAUUUAUUUUCAAACGUUACACACAUCAUACAGUGCCACACGGAUGGUCAAAAUAGGAAGUGCAAUGAGUUACGAGUUUUUAGACACAAAAUAACACACACGCACAGAGUUUGAGUGCCUAAUUAUGCUGAAUAAUUGACUUGUAAACACAAUACAAUCAUCAUGACAGAAUUAAAAGCGUGUAAAGUGUGUAACAUCGGCCGGCAGAAGUGUUACGGGCUGGCAGUGACAUCUCUGGAUCAGCUCAAAAUAAAAGGAUGUGAGGCUCUUGGGUUCAGUCCUUGUACAUCAGUCACAGUAGUGCUAGAAUAUGAUGGGACCGUCAUAGAAGACGAGGAUUACUUUCUGUGUCUGCCUGCAAAUACGAAGUUCAUGCUAUUGCAUGACAAGGAAACGUGGUCGCCUGCCCAUCAAGUUGACAGAGGAAUUGCAGGGCCUAGCAGAGAGUCUGUUCAUCUGAUAUUAGGUGCAGUGGACAAUGUUGAUGGGGCCGAAUGCUGGCACCGUUUGGCAGAGCAGCUCAGACAGGACCUGGCCAGCAUUAUCCUCAUGUCCGAGGCUGAUCUGCAGAGUUUGAUUGAUGUGCCGUGCUCCAAUCUGGCCUCAGCACUGGGCUUCUCACAGCAGAAAACACAGGUCCUGCAGGACACAUUGCAGAGAAUGCUAGACCGCAGGGAAGAGGAGCGACAGUCCAAAGAAUUGCUGCAGCUCUAUCUGAAAGCUAUGGAGCAAGAAAACAGCCAAGAUCCACAAGAAAAAAGCACUAAACUGGAUGAGACAGAUGGGGUGCAGGUGGAGUCCGUGGUAGGGUUCAGUUCCAGAACACUAAUGGUGCUGAAGGACAAAACCCAACCAGAGACCAGACUCUCCAAUGAGGAACUACAGAUGGUGUUGAGGCUGGGAGUGAAGAUCAUGAUGGAGGUAUUGGGCUGGGACAGUGAGAGGGCAGCAUUACUUGUGCAGGCUUGUGAGUGUGAGCUCAGUAAACGUCUGCAGCAGGUUCAGGCCCUGCAGUCCCUCAGAGCUCAAUGCCAGUCCAUUUCACAACCACAGACUGAGGGAGAGACCAGAGCCAAACGCCGCAAAUAACAAACAUACUGAGUAUAUAAAAUGCAGACUGGUCAAUAAUCUUGGACCGUUUUACUACAGUUCAUAUAAUAAACAAACGUUUAUACAGAUUUUGGUUUGUGAUUAUCUUGAUAAUGGCUAUAUAGUCUAGUAAGUGAUAAAUGUCAAAAGUCACAAUUAACUUUGAAUUGUAUUUUAUGUUAUAUAGAUUAAUAAUUAUUUCAUGUUUUCAGUCAUCCACUGAAAACAUGAAAUAAUGCUUUGAAACAAGAAGUGGUAUUGAUCUGUAUGAUAUUCCAUCUUUCUCAUUUAUUAUCUGUAAAGUGGCCCAUGAACCCAUCUUUAGAGGGGUUGUUUGGUGAUAUCAGGAAGCUGUGUUAAAAAAAAAAGUUAAUUUGUUAAAUAAAAAACAAGCAAACAAAAAAAUCAGCUGUUUAAUUACAAGUUAAUUUGUGGAAUAAUUUUGUAUUUAUUUUUUUUAAGCAGGUAAUUUAGAAAUUCUAAUGUUAAUUGUUUUGUUUUUCUAAAGGGUAGUAUUCUAUCCAUUGAUUCAUUCCAGUCCAAAUGUAGUGUCCUUUUAUAUAUUCUGGAUGACAUUUCUAUGCUUAAUAGCAUUUAAUUCAGCAUUUAUUAUAUUGCUCAGUGAAGGAGUGGAUGCGAUCAUUUUGUGGUAUUGCAAGGUUCACUAAAUGUGUCAAAUUGAAAAUGUUAGCAAUUAAUGCCAUGGGGUGCAUGCUUAUUUUUUCUGUUGUACAGUUCACUUACACUUGCUGGAACAUCAUAUGAUUAAAAACAAUUUUGGCCAAAUAAAAUGAUAACUCUUUG
Xyrauchen texanus (razorback sucker) is the source of this 1929-nucleotide messenger RNA. RefSeq names its product DNA fragmentation factor, alpha polypeptide (gene dffa). The transcript has 6 exons. Gene Ontology annotation, biological process: regulation of apoptotic process; apoptotic process. The coding region runs from base 199 to 1125 and encodes 308 amino acids. The record is from RefSeq and is a predicted model, not a curated record. Lineage: Eukaryota; Metazoa; Chordata; Actinopteri; Cypriniformes; Catostomidae.